Messenger RNA from Trichoplax adhaerens, 1245 nucleotides. RefSeq lists its product as uncharacterized. NCBI's taxonomy places the organism in Eukaryota, Metazoa, Placozoa, Uniplacotomia, Trichoplacea, Trichoplacidae. Bases 1 to 1245 code for a protein of 414 amino acids. Gene Ontology annotation, biological process: isocitrate metabolic process. The transcript has 11 exons. Gene Ontology annotation, cellular component: mitochondrion. Gene Ontology annotation, molecular function: magnesium ion binding; isocitrate dehydrogenase (NADP+) activity; NAD binding. The record is from RefSeq and is a predicted model, not a curated record.
AUGUAUAUAGAUUCAACACGGAUUAAGGUUGCCAAUCCCGUGGUUGAGCUAGAUGGUGACGAAAUGGCUCGUGUAUUAUGGGAAAAGAUCCGAGAAGAGCUAAUCCUACCAUAUGUGGAGGUAGAAAGGAAGUACUUUGAUCUUGGCUUACCAAAUCGUGAUAAGACAGACGAUCUAGUCACAGUUCAAGCUGCUGAUGCUAUCGCGAAAUAUAAUAUUGGUAUUAAGUGUGCUACUAUUACGCCUGACGAAAAUCGAGUUCAAGAAUUUGGUUUAAAAGCAAUGUGGCGUAGUCCCAAUGGUACAAUACGUAACAUUCUUGGAGGAACCGUAUUUAGAGAACCAAUUAUAUGUCAAUCUAUUCCGCGAUUAGUUCCUGGGUGGAAGAAAUCAAUUAUUGUGGGUAGACAUGCCUUUGGUGACCAGGCAACAACAGAUAUUAAGAUUAAUGGCAAAGGAACAUUAAAAUUGAUAUUUGUACCCGAUGAUGGAGAUAAAUCACAAGAACAAUCAGUUGAUAUUUACAAAUUUGAGGAACCUGGUGUUGCUCUGGGAAUGUACAACACUGAUAAGUCUAUUACAGAAUUUGCCCAUAGCUGUUUUCAAUAUGCGUUGCUUAAACAACAGCCACUUUAUUUAAGCACGAAAAACACAAUUCUCAAGACAUAUGACGGAAGAUUUAAAGACAUUUUUCAAGAUAUUUACACAAAUGAUUACAAGUCAAAGUUUGAAGAAGCAAAUCUUUUCUAUGAGCACAGACUGAUCGAUGAUAUGGUUGCACAAGUCAUGAAAUCUUCAGGUGGUUUCAUUUGGGCUGCUAAAAAUUACGAUGGAGAUGUCCAAUCAGACCUAUUAGCGCAAGGCUUUGGAUCGUUGGGCUUAAUGACAAGUGUACUGCUGUGUCCUGAUGGGAAGACAGCCUUAGCUGAAGCUGCUCAUGGUACCGUAACACGUCACUAUCGUCAGCACAUAAAAGGUCACGAAACGAGUACAAAUCCCAUUGCCACCAUUUUUGCUUGGACAAGGGGUUUGAUAUCCCGGGCCAAACUAGAUGGCAAUAAGGACCUUGAACGCUUUGGUAAUCUUUUGGAGAAAGUUUGUAUUGAUUCUGUUGAUAGUGGACAAAUGACGAAAGACUUAGCAGGGGCAAUUCAUGGAAUGCAGAAUGUGACGAGAGAACAUUACUUGAAUACUUCUGAAUUCUUGGAUGCUAUAAGAAACAAUUUAAAGAAAGCUCUGUCCUGA